UCUGUUCGUAUUUUCCGUCAGUCAACAUUACAGAUCAUCGUGUGUAAAGAAAAUUCUUAUUUUCAUCGUAAUAUUUUGUCGCCGUUGUGUUUGAAUUCAUAUUAUUUAAAUAAUAAAAACAAAUAGGGUGCGGUGUGAAGUUAGCUUAAACAUUGCAAAUAUGUCGACAUAGGAAUAAAAGAGAAGGAGGUUAGUUGGUAUCGUGCGAGAACACGAUACACGAAGAUAAACGUGAAACGUGAAGUAUUAUAUCGACGGUGAAUGUGUCAGCGUCACAUAGUGCGGGUGCUUGCAUUUAAGAAUAUAAUAUCUAACGUUUUAAACAAUUAUUGAAUGCAAACGUUAUUUUAAAAAGAAAUCAAUCAAUCAAUCAAUCAAUCAAAAAUGAUGAACUCCCUUAACGAUCAAAAUUUCAUUCCGGUACAGGAUACAACUAAGAAAAAUCUUAAAGAAGAAGAAAAAGAAGAAGAAGAAGUUGAAGAAAAUGGUGUUUAUCAUUUAUGUAAUCAACGUUUGAACGAUAGGAAGGACGAAGAAAGAUUGGUGUGCAUUCAUGAGAGAGAAGAUUCUAAGGCUGCCAAAAUGCCGGAACUCAAGGACGAGCUAAUCGAGCUUAACGACGAGAUCGUUAACCUCGAUCUCGAUGAACCACCCCCAGAAGUUAUGGAGUAUGCUAGAAGAGAAAUUGGUGAAACGGAUGAAGUCAAAUGUCAAACAUUGCAAGAAUUACGCGACAUGAUUUAUGAACAAGGUGAAUGCAUACCGCUGAGAAUGGAUGAUGAGUAUCUGAUAAGAUUUCUUCGUGCGAGAAAUUUCAACGUCAAUAGUGCUCAUCGACUGAUAGUGAAUUACUACAACUUUAAGGAAGAACAUCCAGAGAUACAUCAGGAUAUUUGUCCCACCGAGAUGUGCCAUAUCGGUGACGACGAUGUAAUAACUGUACCGGCUUACAGAACUGAAUGUGGUAGACGGAUGCUGAUUUAUCGCAUGGGUAAUUGGGACCCUCGAAAGUACCCUGUCGAGGAGAUUUUCAAGGCCACUGUUAUUGUACUAGAGCUGGGCAUUCUCGAGCCAAGAGCUCAGAUUUUAGGUGGCAUCGUAGUUUUCGAUCUCAAGGGUAUCACUAUGUCCCACGUUUGGACAGUAACACCUCAGAUUGCAAAUAUGAUCAUGGCUUUAAUGGUAACGUCUUUUCCAAUAAAAACUCAUUCCAUUCAUAUACUUCAUCAAUCUUGGAUAUUCGACGCAAUAUAUGCAGUUUUCAAGCCACUAUUGAAUUCUCGCAUGAAGGACAGAAUUUUUUUUCACGGAGACGACAUGCUAAGCUUUCAUAAACACAUUUCACCUAAUUAUUUGCCCAAGAUGUACGGUGGUACUCGUGAAGAAUUGGCUUAUUACAAAUGGAUUGAAUCUUUGAUCAAAGUACCGAAGAUUGUUAAAGAGAUGGAACAACUGGGAUACGUAGUACCCGAUGAUUUUCAAAUACCGAAAAGAUGAAAAUUUAAUAUUCAAAUAUUCUCUAACAUUACUGUAGUAUCAUUAUUCUCAUUGAAUUAUUUUCUUUAUUAUCAUAUUAUAAUCAUU
Molecule: messenger RNA, 1584 nt
Organism: Polistes dominula (European paper wasp)
Lineage: Eukaryota; Metazoa; Arthropoda; Insecta; Hymenoptera; Vespidae
Product: alpha-tocopherol transfer protein
Cellular component (GO): membrane
Molecular function (GO): phosphatidylinositol bisphosphate binding
Source: RefSeq, a predicted model, not a curated record